Messenger RNA from Ahaetulla prasina, 4690 nucleotides. RefSeq names its product sterile alpha motif domain containing 8 (gene SAMD8). NCBI's taxonomy places the organism in Eukaryota, Metazoa, Chordata, Lepidosauria, Squamata, Colubridae. The transcript has 7 exons. Gene Ontology annotation, biological process: ceramide biosynthetic process. The coding region runs from base 21 to 1397 and encodes 458 amino acids. Gene Ontology annotation, cellular component: endoplasmic reticulum membrane; Golgi membrane. Gene Ontology annotation, molecular function: ceramide cholinephosphotransferase activity; protein binding; sphingomyelin synthase activity. The record is from RefSeq and is a predicted model, not a curated record.
UGCCGGUCUGUCUGCGUGGGAUGGGCGGCGAGAGAGCAGGGCCCUCGGCGCGGGCUCCGUCCGUUCACGCGUUCCGACACUUUUGCCCUUUUUGGAAUUGCCGUAAGCUGCCCUUUGAUCAAUGGCAAGGCAAGGAAGAGAAAAUGGAAGGCAACAGCUCCCUUUGCAUACAGCGUUGGUCUACCAGACAUGUGGCCAAGUGGCUGAAGCAAGAAGGCUUUUGUGAGUAUGUGGACAUUUUGUGUGAUAAACACCGGCUGGAUGGCAUCACGCUCUUGACUCUGACGGAAUAUGACUUGCGGUCCCCUCCCUUGGAGAUCAAGGUUUUGGGGGACAUCAAGCGGCUGAUGCUGUCCAUACGGAAACUGCAGAAGCAUCACGUGGACAUUUUGGAGGAGCUGGGCUACAGCAGUGAGACCCCCAUCGGGUCCCUGUCCCCCGUGAUCGGCUGCGUCCAAGGCAGGGAAUGGUUUUGCAAUGGCGAAGUGCAGCGGGACUGCGAUGACUGUGAACCUGUGUCGGAGUUGAGCGCUGAGCAGUAUCAGUACACCAAUGGGAAAGGCAAGCACUCUCCGAGGACGCUGAACCCUGAAUAUUGGAAGACGGCCUUGAGCUGCAUAUAUGUCUUCAUUGUGUUUGGCUUCACCUCCUUCGUCAUGGUCAUUGUGCACGAGCGGGUACCCGAUAUGCAGACCUACCCACCGCUACCAGACAUAUUCCUGGACAGUGUCCCUAGAAUCCCAUGGGCUUUUGCCAUGACUGAAGUAUGUGGAGUGAUCCUCUGCUACAUCUGGUUGCUGGUUCUCCUCCUUCACAGGCACAGAUCUAUCCUUUUGCGACGACUAUGCAGCCUGAUGGGAACUGUGUUCUUGUUACGUUGUGUAACCAUGUUUGUGACCUCACUGUCGGUGCCCGGACAACAUUUGCAGUGUUCUGGAAAGUUAUAUGGCAAUGUGUGGGCAAAACUUCAGCGAGCCUUUGCUAUUUGGAGUGGAUUUGGCAUGACGUUAACAGGAGUACACACCUGUGGAGACUAUAUGUUCAGUGGCCAUACUGUUGUCCUGACUAUGCUGAAUUUUUUUGUUACUGAAUAUACCCCAAGAAGCUGGAACUUUUUGCACACGUUGUCUUGGGUGCUGAAUCUGUUCGGGAUCUUCUUCAUUUUGGCUGCUCACGAACACUACUCCAUCGAUGUCUUCAUUGCCUUCUACAUCACUACGAGACUCUUUCUGUACUAUCACACACUGGCAAACACAAGAGCCUAUCAGCAAAGCCGGAGAGCCAGGAUCUGGUUUCCCAUGUUCUCCUUUUUUGAAUGCAAUGUCAACGGUACAGUCCCAAAUGAAUAUUGCUGGCCCUUUUCAAAGCCAACCAUAUUGAAAAGGUUAAUCGGCUAAAAAACACCUAGCUUAAGUCACAUCUUAUGAAGUACCUGCAACUAACCUUCUUCAAGAAACGCUAGGCAGGAAGGCUUGUUUUCACCCACAGCUUCUCCUCUGGCCUUGUUCAUCCUCUCCUAGCUUACAAGGUUCAGAGGAGACACAUUGCCAUUUUUUAAAACAACAACAACAACAACAACAAUGUUCAGGCAAAGUUGUUAAGCUGUAACCAAGUUCUGCAUGGAUGUGGUGAGGUGAAACGGCCAAUUUAGCAAAUCUUAUAGCUUUCUUAUUGGGAGGAUCUUAAAUUGAUCUUGGCUGCAGGAAUAACUUCAGAUCCAGGUACUACCUGAGCGGCUUUGGGGCCUGUUUGCACAUCAUGGGUAACCAUAAAUAGCUGAGUAUUGACUUUCUGGUUUGCACCCUUGUAGAUGGCCCUUGACUUUGGGGUUGAUUCUGCUCAUGACUUAUUAAGCCAUUUUGAAUGGUAGACACACGUUCGAAGGCAAGACUUAGAGUCCAGAUGGAACUAAUAGUAACAGUCUAAGAGCCGCUUACGUCCUGCAGUUGAACAGUAUGUUUCAACAUGAAAAAAUGGUGAACAAGCGAGCGAUGGAACGGCCUUGGUCAGAUUGCUUGUGGAAAGCAAUAAUGCGUGCAAGUAUGGCUCUGGUAGGGUGCAUUUGUGCUUAACUAUGUAAUGCUUAAAUGUGAUGUGCACGCACGUAUGUCGUACCUUGAACAAAUAUUAAUACUGACAAAAAAGGUCAGAGUCGUUCAGUAAUUGGCUCUCAAUAUUUAUUUUAUCAAAUAAAUGAGUUGGGGAACAUUCACCCAGGGACAUAAGUUUUCCAAAGCCUCCAGUAUGAAAAAUAUACUGUGUAUUAAUAAAAGGGGCAAACUUAGCAUUUCUGGUGAACGAUGCUAAAACUCUGAACAGGCUUAACUGACUUUUGAUAAACGAAUUAAUGCCGUUGUGUCCUCCAGAGGUCCCGAGUGUUUACAUUUCAUUAAACCGGUAAGAAAUACAUGAGAAAUGAGGUUGAUUGAGAUUUUGUGCCACAACUCUUUCAAGUGCAGUAUUAAACACUUAUUUAAAUCAGUGCAUGCUUUUUACACAUUGACGUUUAGGGUAGUAAUCCUGUUAAAUUAGGAGACAAGCUAAUAAGUUGAAUAAAGGCAUGGGGGCAUCUAAUUGGAGUUUUGCUUGAAGCACAUGGGUGAUGCACUGAACUCUGGUUUGGGAUAGAUGCCCAUUUCCUUCCCCUUCACUGGUAGUCUUCAAAAAUAUUCAACGCUGAAAAAGUUGAAAUUUAAUUAGCUAUUUGAGAAACUUCUGAGAUGCUUCUUGGUGGAGGUUAAGCGAUGGAAGUUUGGUGGUUUCAGUCACUGUCACUUUUUUUGAUGAAUGGACCGAUGGCCGAAAGUAAGAAAACAAGCAAAACACUUGGCACUUGGAGCUCCUGGCAACCCUCCUUAUUUUUUCUCUCUCUCUCUGAAACCUACCUUUCACAAAAGUUAUUCAGAUUUGUUCUUGAUCUUUUAAACCAUCCACUCAGUUUAAAGCUGAGAGUCCCAAUAGCCUAAAAAUGGGGAUAUUUUUUUUUUGGUAUUAUCUGGUUAUUUUAAAUCUGGAAUGCAAGGUUUGUCUUUUCCGUUGUACAAAUUAAUAUGUCACUGUUUGAAGUUGUCUGCAGCUGGAUGUCCAUAUAGGUUAUUUGUAAUCCGUUUUUAAUUUAGAUUUUUAAACUUGACAGUUUUGAAAGUUGUGGUCAAGUCAGUUAUAUAGUCUUAGUAACUUCAUAGAGGGCAGUGAAUUUCACUGACCCAAAAUAGUCCAUCUGUUCUUUUGGUUUUGAAUACUUUUUCAACUAACCAAAACUGAAUUUUCUGGUGGAGUUCAGAUGACUCAACAUAGCCUAGUUGCAAUCUUUACCCAGUGCUUCCUCCUGAUAGCUAAAUUAGUCCAGUUUCACAAACAGAGAACUUUUUCCAGAGUUGUAAAUUGGCAGGUAAGAGACAGCAAAUGCAUUUUUGAUUUUGUGCUCUGAGAGAUUAAUUUCAGAGAUUAAUAUUGGUAGGCAUAAAAAUGCAGGGGUUCACUUCAAAUUUCAAGAAAUCUUAUCAAAAAAAUAUACUGAAAUAAUGUUAAGAGCACCUAAAAGAUUAUUAAUCUAUACCUUAGAAGUAUUUUCACCCCAGAACAUUGUAAAUAUUUCUAGCAAUAUUUAAUAUUGCCCCACUAAUACAGUAUUCAUGUAAAGGUCUUCUUUGGUGUCAUUUCAAGAUGAAGUGAAACCAAAUCCUUGAAGAGAAUAGAUUGCUUUCUUUUUCACAAAUUCCAGAAUGUUCCAGAGAAUGCUUGAAACCAGAUUCUUUCUAUAAAACGAUUUUCAUGCACAUUGGUCUUUAAUUUGCAUAAAUCCAUUGCAUAAAGGAAUUAGGCAGGGAGGUCAUCUCCCAAUAUAUUGAAAUAUAGCAUGAGGUGUUGUUUUUUAAAUUUAGAAAUACGAAGCAGUUGUUUCUAUCAGCUGAAGUGGCAGGUGUCUACGGUUGCAGCCCAUGGGGUGAACAAUAAAAUGGGAUAGUUUGUUGCAUUUUGAAGGCAACGAUAUUUCACCUCUGGUUUGGCCUGUCAGGAAAAAUUAAAAUGAUUUUUUUCUUCGCCCUGUUCGCAGCGACGUGACUUUCAGUGUUUACCUCAUCUUUCCUCAAUAGCAAACAUACAAAAUGAGUCUUCUUCGAAGCACGCGUUUUGUCGGCUGCUUAAAACAAAUCUCAGUAAAAUGCAACUGGGAAUGCCAGAUAGAAGCAGCCAGUCCCUCAGUUUACAGAUGCCCUUGUUGAGGGAGCAGGGCUUUGUCCGUCAAAAGUAUUCUCAAGUUUACAGGCCCAGGUCUGCAGUAUUAUAUGGCUGGUGUGCCUGGAAACGAGGCAACAGAAGCGUUGAUUUGGGAGCACAACGUACAGGAGCAAAACUGAAUGACCCUCUGUAGAAGGAGUUUUGAUGACCCUUCUCUAGCUGGGCAGGGCCAUUUCAAUCUUCAUCAGCACCUUCCUUGAUGGGACACUUUCCCAUUGAGAGAAAACCGUACAGAGCAGGGGUCUCCCAACUUUAAGACUUGUGGACUUCAACUCCCAGAAUUCGACUCUGGGAGUUGAAGCCCACAAGUCUUAAAACUGCCAAGGUUGGAGACCCCUGGUACAGAGAAUCCGGCCUCUUCAAGUCUUAACUAAUUUGUUGCUCCUAACCUGACCAACGGGCAACUUUGAGAUAAUUUCUCAUUUUCCUUAUAAUUGUAUAUGCACUU